UCUUCUCGUAGUCAUCUGUCUGUGCCUGUGUGCGUCUUGGAGCUGGAAUUUUGGGAGUGGAAAUGCCACUGUUACUUUCACAGUUGGCGUCAAGUCGAAUGAGAGUGACCCUCUGACAUUCUACUGUGUCGGUCAGACAGCGCGCAUCGGAAAAGGGCCGAACCGUUACCGAACGAACGCAGUCAAAAGGAAUAGGAAUUGGGGCUUUUAGACGGGGUAGUAGUGAGUGGAUGAGAUAUUAUUGAAUCUUUUAAGUUUAUUAUUCCACUUUUGAUAUACAAUUAUCAGUUAUCGAUUGAUAGGCUAACUGUUGGGGCACUUUAGGCGUCUGGAUUUUCGGAAUCAACAAUUGUUUUCUGCGUUUGGAUUAUUAUUAUUUUUAUUUUCCUGGGAAAUGGCAAGUUCUUAUUCUGCGAGAGAAACACGACUUUCCGAGGAAAGAGGAAACAGCAGCUAAAUAGGCUACUAAAGGAUGCUGGCAACCUGAAGCUGUCAGACAAAUUUCUCCUACAUUUCUGAGACAUUUGUUGUUUUGCUUUGAGGACUAUAAAACCGUGGAAAUAUCAAAGUUUAUUUUUAUCUUUUUCUUUUUUUUUUUUUUACAGAUUUGUGUAUUUUACAGUCCAAUGAUGUAUUGUGGAUUUAUACUGUUAUUUUCAACCCAACUCAUUGUUGUGGCUUCAUUGAUUCAAAACGUUGCAGAUAAAUGUGGAGAUAACAUUGAGAUAACCAAUGCAGAUUAUCUCACCUCGACUGGCUAUCCGAACUCAUACCCUCCAUCACAGCAAUGUAUGUGGGUGAUAUCAGCCCCAGAACCGGGCCAGAAGAUACUCAUCAACUUUAACCCUCAUUUUGAUCUGGAGGACCGAGAAUGCAAGUAUGACUAUGUGGAGGUGUUUAACGGUGGGGACGAGAAGGCUCCAACCCUGGGGAAGUUCUGUGGGAAGAUCGCCCCCUCCCCUAUCAUCUCAAGCGGCAGCCAGCUUCUCAUCAAGUUUGUGUCCGACUACGAAACCCACGGGGCUGGAUUCUCCGUACGUUACGAGGUCUUCAAGACAGGGCCUGAGUGCUCCAGAAACUUCACCUCAUCCAAGGGCGUAAUAAAGACGCCAGGCUUCCCAGACAAGUACCCCAACAACCUGGACUGCACCUUCAUGGUCAUCGCCCCCAAGAUGUCCGAGAUCGUGGUGGACUUCGACGCGUUCGACAUGGAGCCUGACACCACCCCUCCACCCGGGGCACUGUGUCGCUACGACUGGCUGGAGAUCUGGGACGGGUUCCCUGCAGUGGGUCCCCACAUCGGGCGGUACUGUGGUAACAGCAGUCCUGGACGGGUCAUCUCCUACACUGGGAUCCUAUCUAUGACCAUCAACACUGACAACGCCAUCGCCAGAGAGGGCUUCUCAGCCAAUUACACUGUCAGAGAGAAGAGCCUGCCACAGGGACAUACACCAGAGGACUUUAAGUGUGUGGAGGGCCUGGGGAUGGAGUCAGGGGUGAUCACCUCGGAUCAGAUCACUGCCUCCUCUCAGUACAACUCUAACUGGUCUCCUGAGCGCUCCAGACUCAACUACAAAGAGAAUGGCUGGACCCCCUCUGAAGACUCCAACAGAGAGUGGAUUCAGGUGGACCUGGGAUUUCUCCGCUUUGUCUCAGCCGUGGGAACACAGGGCGCCAUCUCCAAGGAAACCAAGAAGGAGUACUUUGUCCGCUCCUACAAAGUGGAUGUGAGCUCCAAUGGAGAGGACUGGGUCACAAUAAAGGAGGGAUCCAAGCAGAAGAUUUUCCAGGGGAACCACAACCCUACAGAUGUGGCCAGGUCGUUCUUUCCCAAGCAGACUCUGGCGCGCUACGUCCGCAUCAGACCCAUGUCCUGGGAGAUAGGCAUAUGCAUGCGCUUCGAGGUUUACGGCUGCAAGACCUCAGACUACCCCUGUUCAGGCAUGCUGGGGAUGGUCUCCGGACAGAUCUCAGAUGCCCAGGUCACUGCGUCGUCACACGCGGAGCGUGGCUGGGUACCGGAGAACGCCAGGUUGCUAACAGGGAGGUCGGGAUGGACCCAGCAACAGACCAGACAGCCCUUCAGGAACGAGUGGCUGCAGGUGGACCUGGGCCAGGACAAGCUGGUCAGCGGCCUGGUUAUCCAGGGAGGACACCACAGAGACAAGAAUGUGUUCAUGAAGAGGUUCAAGGUGGGUUACAGCAGCAACGGCUCUGACUGGACCAUGGUGAAUGAAGACAACGAUGCCAAGCCUAAGAUCUUCAUUGGGAACCAGAACCAUGACACCCCAGAGCUGCGUACUCUGGGCCCUCUGCUUACUCGCUUCCUCAGGGUUUACCCAGAGAGAGCCACCCCCGAGGGCCUGGGCCUCAGACUGGAGCUGCUGGGCUGUGAGAUCCAGGAGCCCACAACUGUCCCACCGACCACGCCUGUAGCGAUCACGUUUGCUGUGACCACGUUCGCUGCCACCACGACCGCGUCUGUGACCACGCCCGCACCGACGUCAGAAGAGUGUGACGACGAGCAGGCCAGCUGUCACAGUGGAACAGGAACAGGAGCAGGAGGGGAGGACUACGACCCAACAGGUGACACCACAGUGGCAGACCCUAUCAUAGAGGGAGACCGCAUACCAGAGUACCUGUGGUUCGCGUGUGACUUUGGCUGGGCGGACAACCCAUCGUUCUGCGGCUGGACACUGGAGACGGAUGCUGGUGCUGGGUGGAUGAUUCAUACCAGUGGGGCCCCUACAGUCCACAGAGGACCCAACCUAGAUCACACAGGAGGUCCAGGAAAUUUCAUCUACAUGCUGCUGGCUACUGAGACCGAAAGGAAGGAGGAGGAGUCAGAGGAGGAGAGGAUGGAGGAGAGGGUGGCACGCCUUGCCAGCCUGCCCGUCACCGCCCCUGACGCAGACCUGUGUGUGUCCUUCUGGUACCACAUGUUCGGGGAGCACGCCGGCACCCUGCACAUCAAACAGAACAAGGAGACAGAGGAGGGACGGACUGAGGCACUGCUCUGGACUGUCAGUGGACACCAGGGCAGCCGAUGGAGGGAGGGACGAGUGCUGGUGCCCCACUCUAACAAACCCUAUAAGGUGGUGAUUGAGGGAGUGGGAGACAGGAGCACAGGACAUAUCGCGCUGGACAAUAUCAAGAUCCUGGAUGGACUCACAACAGAGGAGUGUAAGGAUCCAGACAUACGCGAGGCUCCUACGUCCCAGCCAACAGAGAUCUGCAUAUACCCAAUAGACCCGUACUACCCAGCGGUAGUGGAGAACAGUGAGCUGGGUGGCCCAGGCAACAUGCUGAAAACCCUGGACCCCAUCCUCAUCACCAUCAUCGCUAUGAGCGCUCUGGGGGUCUUGCUGGGGGCUAUCUGUGGUGUCGUCCUCUACUGUGCCUGCUCACACGGGCACAUGUCCGACAGCAGGAACUUGUCGGCUCUGGAGAACUAUAACUUUGAGCUGGUGGACGGAGUCAAGCUAAAGAAGGACAGCAAGCUGAAUGCACAGAACAGCUACUCAGAGGCGUAAGCUAAAGGCGUGAGCUUCCUCUGAGGGAAGGAAGCACCAAGCAGCCUCAUAGCUGGAGGAACUAGACCACCGGACGGAGAGUUGGGACCCAAAUGGCACCGUAUUCCAUAUAUACUGCACUAUGUAGGGGAUAGGGUGCCCUGUAGUGCACUAUGUAGGGGAUAGGGUGCCAUUUUGGACGCAGUCAGCCGUAGAGAUGGUAGGAGGUUGUGACCGAGUCGUGAUAUUCUCAGGGGCUGCAGUGAAAGGAAUUUACCAGUAGGGGGCACUGUGUAUAAAGAAAAUGUGUACAGCAAAAGGAUUAUUUAGUUUUUUGGAUGUUUUGUGACGUGCUUUGUUUUUAUGUAAUCAGAUGCUGGUGUUGAGACCAAUUAAUAUGAAAGUAUUUAUCAUGUUUUUGUUAUUUUUCUUCUGAAAAGAUAUGAUUUUUCAUUUUUCUCUGAAGUCAAUACUGUUUCACAGAAAGAAAGAGCAUAAAAACUUUGAUUCACUAUCCUGACGUGCGGCUGGCUAUUCAGCUGGCCAUGUUAUGUUUCUGUUAUAUGUCGGCAUCGAUUUGUGCAUUUUUGUUUGUGUGUGUGUGUGUGUGUGUGUGUGUGUGUGUGUGUGUGUGUGUGUGUGUGUGUGUGUGUGUGUGUCCGUCCGUCCGUCCGUCCGUCCGUCCGUCCGUCCAGAGGGGUGCUUGCCCUGGCCCUAGACCUGUGUCUAGUUCCGACAGUGCCUUUUGAAAGUUUGUGUUGCCUUUUCUCUACUGAUUCUGUUCAUAGCAGUACAUAGGCAUCCACUGGUAGAGUCUGAUUCUGUUCUGAUCACAGCAGUACAUAGGCAUCCACUGGUAGAGUCUGAUUCUGUUCUGAUCACAGCAGUACAUAGGCAUCCACUGGUAGAGUCUGAUUCUGUUCUGAUCACAGCAGUACAUAGGCAUCCACUGGUAGAGUCUGAUUCUGUUCUGAUCACAGCAGUACAUAGGCAUCCACUGGUAGAGUCUGAUUCUGUUCUGAUCACAGCAGUACAUAGGCAUCCACUGGUAGAGUCUGAUUCUGUUCUGAUCACAGCAGUACAUAGGCAUCCACUGGUAGUGUCUGAUUCUGUUCUGAUCACAGCAGUACAUAGGCAUCCACUGGUAGAGUCUGAUUCUGUUUGGAUCACAGCAGUACAUAGGCAUCCACUGGUAGAGUCUGAUUCUGUUCUGAUCACAGCAGUACAUAGGCAUCCCCUGGUAGAGUCUGAUUCUGUUCUGAUCAGAGCAGUACAUAGGCAUCCACUGGUAGAUUCUGUUCUGAUCACAGCAGUACAUAGGCAUCCACUGGUAGAUUCUGUUCUGAUCACAGCAGUACAUAGGCAUCCACUGGUAGAGUCUGAUUCUGUUCUGUACAUAAUUAUGUAUAAGCAUCGGCUGGUAGAGUCUGAUUCUAUUCCGAUCAUAUGAGUGAGUAGGCAUCAGCUGGUUAGAGUCUGAUUCUGUUCUGAUCAUAGCAGUAAGUAGGCAUCCACUGUUAGAGUCUGAUUCUGUUCUGAUCAUCAUAGCAGUACAUAGGCAUCGGCUGGUGGAGUCAGAUUGGCAGGACUUCAUGCCAUCCCCAUAGUACAUGACACAUCCAACUUAUUGUACAUAGGUUUUAAUAUAUUUGAGCGGCCUUUUAUAUAAAAAAAAAUACAAACUGCUGCAGUAUCCUUUCUUUGUGCUCUCUGUAUCAUAGGUGAUGUUGUCUGGAUGUCCUCAUGUAUUUAAUGGGUAUUUUGUGUUGUUAUGUUCCAUUGGUGCUCUCACAAUGCUGCCUGGGAAAAGAGUGUGUUAUUAUGGCCAAUGGUUAUAUUCGCUACAAAGGCCUAACAAGAAGAGAGUGAAGAGCCCAUCGGCUGUGUCUGAAAUGAUACCCUAAUCCCUAGAGUGCACUACGUGCCCUGAUCAAUAGUCGUGCACUAUAUAGGGAAUAGUGUGGCAUUUGGGACGCAACCAGACAACAGACUGGAGGGGGUGAAGCAUCUCUAGGAGAGAAAAAAUGCUGCUAUGACAAUACUUGAGCCAGUUUCCCAGACACAGAUUAAGAAUCUCUUUGAGAAUGCUUUUUAGUCCAGGACAAGGCUUAAUCUGGGUUCUGGGGAACUGGCCCUACAUGUCUAUGGUGGAAUGAUGGACCUUGCUAGAAUGAAAGAUACUCUUCUGCCAUGCUGUUUUCAUGUACUGUGGCUUACAUCCUAUGUGCUCUCCUUUUGUCUGUAUUGAACACUAACGUAAAGAGUUCAUGCAAAACAAAGUACUAUAUAAAACGGCAAAAACAUGGAUCCAAGGUUCAAUGAAUGGAUGUGAUGUAGCUAUACCGUUUAUUCCUUCGGCCGGGGUCUAUUUGAGCUUCUAUGUUUCGCCUCUGUCAUGUUUCCUUCAUUCAGGGAACCUAGUUAGACAGAUGCUUCAUGGUUCUGCUUUGAGCUCUUAAUGGUAUUCCAUAUUCCACAGGAUUAGAAUCAUUCAAAUUAGAAUGAGUCAUUCCUGUUUCUAUGGUUCCACCUCUCAAAAAUGUAAGGGCCUCAUGUUUUGGUGUGGUCCUCUUCAAUAGGAAAGGAUGCUGCAGCACUAGAUGUGAAAACAAUGUUGCACUGAUAUAUUUAAAAGAUCUUUGUGUUGUUUAUGAUAUUGUUUUGUGAAAAAAGAAAUAGAGAGAGAGAAAGCGAGAGAAGGAUAAGACAGUGUUACAGAUAACUAUUUUAUAUGGUUUCAGAUGACAUGAUAUAAUUCUGAAAUGUACAAUUAUGGAGAUGUUUUUCAUUAUUGAAAAAGCUAUACACGUCUCUUUACUUACGUAAUGUUUCUAUUUAGUUGGUAUGUUAUAUCACCUUGUGUUUUUGUACUGUCACAAAUGUCUGUGCCAUUUUUUUCUACAAAAUGUUUUCUUUUCUUCAAUACUGCUAAAUGUAAUUUGCCAUCCCAGAUAUAAAAAAAGGAAAGAAAAAAUGAUUAAGCAGUUAAGGCCUUAUUGACUGAGGUAAUUAUGUUUCUAUACUUGGACCCAAAUGUCCGCAUUCCCUAUACUGUGCAAUACCUUUGUCCUGGGCCCAUAGGGCUCUGGUCAAAUGUAGUGCACUAUGUAGGGAAUAGGGUGCUAUUUGACUCCCUGGUCAGCUUCAAGACCUACGUAGUUUCUGAAUGAUCAAUGACUACUACAUUCCAAAGAAUUGGAUCAAAUAAAUGUUUGAAUAAGA
This is a messenger RNA of Oncorhynchus tshawytscha (Chinook salmon), 6734 nucleotides long. RefSeq names its product neuropilin-1a. Gene Ontology annotation, cellular component: membrane. The transcript is spliced from 18 exons. The record is from RefSeq and is a predicted model, not a curated record. Gene Ontology annotation, biological process: axon guidance; angiogenesis; vascular endothelial growth factor signaling pathway. The coding region runs from base 627 to 3533 and encodes 968 amino acids. NCBI's taxonomy places the organism in Eukaryota, Metazoa, Chordata, Actinopteri, Salmoniformes, Salmonidae. Gene Ontology annotation, molecular function: semaphorin receptor activity; vascular endothelial growth factor receptor activity.